AAUUGUUCUUGUUAUGUAUUCCACAUCAAGAGGACAUGUUCCAUUCAAUAAGCAGAUUCGGAAGUGUGAUGAUCUCUGGGUCAGUCUGAGUCACUGGUUCUCUGAAACCCUUAGCCUUAACUACACCUUGUAAAGGUGUGUUUUCCUUUCUCAUCGUAGACUUAAGUAAGAUUUCUUGGACCAAGGCCAUAGUCAACAACAUUUUAGUGUAAUAGGUCAAAACUUACUCAGCACUAGAAGAGAUUUGGACAAGACUAAGAAAAGGCUAUUUCCCUUUUGAUUUGACCAUUAAUGGUUCAUUCAUGGCAAGAUCACAGAUUUCAUCAGAUUAUGCAAUGAAUAAAAAGAUAGCAUUGAAGAAAAAGACACCACUAUGUGCGCGAUGCAAGCACCAUGGUGUUCGGACCACACUGAAAGGGCAUAAAAGAUUUUGUAAGUGGAAGGAUUGUGAGUGUCAAAACUGUAUUUUGAUAACUAAGAGAAGACGGAUAAUGGCUGCCCAAGUAGCUAUAAGACGGCGAACAAAUGAUCGGCUGCUUGUGGAGGAUUCGCAGCAGACAGCGUGUAAACAAGAUUUUCGGUCUUCACGUGCCCUACCCAAAAACUCCUCAGACCACCCAGAACCGUCGGGCUUUAAGGCAGCUCCACGACUUGCCGACUGCAACAGGGUAACGAGAAGUUUGGGGAUUCUUGCAAGCCUAUUCCCAGAUGUCUCUGAGAUAUUCCUAUCGACUCUGUUAGAAGCACGUGACUUUGAUCUGUUGUCAACCCUUGAGACAUUGAUUGGCAUGGCCAGACAAGGAAACAUUGUUCUCGGUUCAUUUCCCUCUGUCAUAAUACAUCCAGUCAUCACACUGGCAGGCAACACACAACCGUGGAAUGACUAUGCUGCAGCUCAGGCUUUGAUGUCUCUUUCCAGUUAAUGGAGAAGUUUCCAUGGACACCAGAAAGGGUUUUUUGUGUAUUGUCACUCUUAAGCACUAUUUGGAGUGUAACAGGUUUAGUUUUCAAAAUAGUUGUGUUCAAUGAUCUUGAAAAACAGACAUUAUUUUGUAUAGUUUUCUUAAACAUUGUGUUGAUGGCUGGCCAUUUAUAAAAAAAAAAUGCCUGUUUUCCACGCAUGGUUGCAUUGAACUGUUGUUUUCUGGGUACCAAGCAGAUUGCACAACUGAAAAAAAUGUUAGACACAAAUGGUAAUAAUUAAAUUGUUUAAUGUCUUGGCUUGCUGGCAAGUUUGUAUUAAGGUUGAUUUAAUUAGAGCUUCAUGAAACAGAGUACAUAUUACCCUUUCAACCAAUUUUGAAUA
This is a messenger RNA of Pocillopora verrucosa, 1306 nucleotides long. RefSeq lists its product as uncharacterized. Gene Ontology annotation, molecular function: RNA polymerase II cis-regulatory region sequence-specific DNA binding; DNA-binding transcription factor activity, RNA polymerase II-specific. Gene Ontology annotation, cellular component: nucleus. The record is from RefSeq and is a predicted model, not a curated record. NCBI's taxonomy places the organism in Eukaryota, Metazoa, Cnidaria, Anthozoa, Scleractinia, Pocilloporidae. Gene Ontology annotation, biological process: regulation of transcription by RNA polymerase II; sex differentiation.